UUUUGUCACCUCUUCUGUUGCCACUGGGCUGGAAAAUGGGCUAUUCGGGCUGAGACGGGAGCAUAUCCCGUGGGGCUGGGGUGCUCAGGGUGUGGGUGAUGCUCCUGCAGUGUGGGUUCCAUGCUGGGCGCUUUCCUCCAGACACAGGUCCCUCCUGGUGGUGCUCCACACCGGUCCCUUUGCAGAAGACUGAGCCCCCACCCUAGUGGUCUUUGCAUCCCCCAGGCUGAUGAUCCCCACAGCUGCUGAUGAUCACCCACUGGAGGUGGUGAUGGAGGGGUUUGGGGGAGCCCCCAGGUUCCUGGCCUACCCACGUGCCUUCACGGUGCGAAGCGGCACCGAUGCAGUCCUGAGCUGCCAGAUCACGGGUGACCCCCGGCCAAGCAUCCUCUGGGAGAAGGACAAGAUCCCAAUUGAACCCUCGGGCCGCUUCCAUGUGGAAACCAAGGGUGAUCUGUACAGCCUGCUGGUGUCCCACGUCACCCCCCAGGACAGCGGGCUCUACAUCUGCAAGGCCAAGAACAGUGUUGGUGAGACCUACGCAGCUGCCACACUCAAGGUGGAGGUGGGGGAGCCCCAAGAGGAGGAGGAGUGCUCAAGCAAUGAAGCACCUACCUUUCUCGUCGCCCCCUUGUCCACACGGGUGUGCCGGGGGGAAGACGUGAUGUUCGCCUGCAGGGUGUCUGGGCAGCCUUGUCCAGUGCUGGAGUGGGAGAAGGAUGGGCACAAGCUCUCCGACCUCUUCGAGAGCAGCCACUUCGCAGUGGGGCAGGAGCCAGAGGACUGGCACUUCCUGAAGCUGUUUGGUGCCCGGCCCCCAGAUGGGGGGGUGUAUGUGUGCCGGGCACGCAGUGGCUCCCGGGAGGCCCUGGCUGCUGCUGUGCUCCUGGUUGAAUCCCGGGUGCUGCCAGACAGUCUCCCCAAUGGCUCUCCUGCUGAUGGCCCAGAGCUGCUGGUGGAGCGGCAGCAGCGGCAGCGGCGGCAUGCAGCGGGACGGCACGCCGAACCAGAGACCUGGGUGCCCAAUGGCACGGUGCCAUCCAGGGUACCGGGAGCCAAGGCGUUCACGGUGAGCGCGGGGAAGCACGCCAAGUUUCGCUGCUACGUUACCGGCAAGCCCAAGCCAGAGAUUGUCUGGCAGAAGGAUGGUGAGCCCCUUGCACCUGGCCGCAGGCACCUCAUCUACGAGGACCGGGAGGGCUACUUCAUCCUCAAGGUGCUGUACUGCAAACCCCAGGACCAGGGGCUGUAUGUCUGCACAGCAUCCAACACCGCUGGCCAGACCCUCAGCGCAGUGCAGCUCCAGGUGAAAGAGCACCGGCUACGAUUCCAGGUGCAGCUGGCAGAUGUGGAGGUGGCAGAGCGGGAGGAUGCCGUGCUGGAGUGCCAGGUGCCGCUGGAGACCAUCCCCACUGCCUGGUACCUGGAGGACAGGGAACUGCAGCCCAGCCACAAGUAUGUGAUGGAGGAGCAAGGCGUGGUGCGGCGCCUGACCAUCCGUGAUGCCUGCACUGAUGACGAUGGCAUCUACCUCUGCCAGAUGAAGGACAAGGGGCGCAGCAUCGCCGAGGUCUCUGUCCGAGGGGUGAUAGCCAAGCGACUGCCACGGAAGCUGGAUGUGAUGGAGGGGGAGAACGCAGUUUUCUGUGUGGAGACGCGGGAGGCAGCAGAGGGGACCUGCUGGAGCCAGGACGGGCUGCAGCUACGGGCGUCACCCCGCACCGUGCUCAAGAGCUUCGGCAGGACACACCUCCUGGUGCUGGUGCACGUCACCCGCCAGGAUGCGGGCAUCAUCUCCUUCACUGUCGGGGAGUCACGGACAUCCUCCCAGCUCCGGGUCAAGUGUGUGAAGCAUGACCCUCCAAGUGCACCGGUGGCAGUCGAGAUGAGUGUGGUGGAGAGCAAUACAGCCCUUCUGACCUGGUGCCCUGCGCCCGAUGCCCACCUCCGUCCCCCCAGUCGCUACCUGCUGGAGCGGCGGGAGGUGGCAGGGGGUGAGUGGGUGCAGUGCCUUGCCACUGACCUGCCUGGACACGUGCGGGUGCUGGGUGACAGUGUGCCUCGCGAGGCCAACUACUGCUUCCGCAUCUGUUCCGCCAACGAGCACGGCAGGAGCAGCCCUGUGGAGUUCCCUGGCUCCGUGCAUCUUGCUCCAGCAGCUCGCCUGGAGAGGGGUCUGCAGGAUGUGCGGGUGCAGGAUGGCGAGGACGCACGGUUCUCUCUGGAGCUGUCAGCCACAGUGCACGGCACCUGGUUCCUUGAUGGAGCCAGGCUGGGCAAGGAGGAGGCGGGUGGUCGGUGCAGUGUGCAGCACCGUGGGACAGAGCACUUACUGCUGAUCCGAGGAGCACGGCUGGCCGACAGCGGGGCGCAGGUCACCUUCGUGUCUGGCAGCCUGCGGGACUCAGCCACACUGCAUGUGCAAGCCCCGCAGGUCCACAUUGCCCCAGUGCCUGAGGCUGAGCGGCUCCGGGAGGUGCCGACUGGGAUGCCUGUGCUGCUAGAGUGUCAGGUGUCACCCUCAAGUGCCCCUGUCGUCUGGAUGAAGGACGGCGAGGCUGUGCCCCUGGAUGAUGUUAUUGCAGUGCAGAAAGAAGGCUGCGUGCGGAGGCUGCUCCUCCGCUCAGCGGGUCCCUCGGACACGGGCGUGUACACCUGUGACGCUGGGGAUGAUGCUGUGAGCUUUGUGGUGACCGUGACUGAGGCACCGGUGAGGAUCGUCAGCUCCAACGAGGAGGCCCCACACACCUACGUGGCUGGGCAGCGCGUGGAGCUGUGGUGCCAGCUGUCCCGCCCGGCAGCCCUGGUGCGCUGGUACAAGGAUGGGGAGGAGGUGGAGGCGGGCGAGAGCCUGGUGCUGGAGCAGGAGGGGCUGCGGUGCCGGCUGGUGCUGCCCUGCGCCCGGCCGCAGGAUGCAGGGGAGUUUGUCUGCGAUGCUGGCGGGGACUCCGUCUUCUACACUGUCACCAUCACAGAGGCACCGGUGAGGAUCGUCAGCUCCAACGAGGAGGCCCCACACACCUACGUGGCUGGGCAGCGCGUGGAGCUGUGGUGCCAGCUGUCCCGCCCGGCAGCCCUGGUGCGCUGGUACAAGGAUGGGGAGGAGGUGGAGGCGGGCGAGAGCCUGGUGCUGGAGCAGGAGGGGCUGCGGUGCCGGCUGGUGCUGCCCUGCGCCCGGCCGCAGGAUGCAGGGGAGUUUGUCUGCGAUGCUGGCGGGGACUCCGUCUUCUACACUGUCACCAUCACAGAGGCACCGGUGAGGAUCGUCAGCUCCAACGAGGAGGCCCCACACACCUACGUGGCUGGGCAGCGCGUGGAGCUGUGGUGCCAGCUGUCCCGCCCGGCAGCCCUGGUGCGCUGGUACAAGGAUGGGGAGGAGGUGGAGGCGGGCGAGAGCCUGGUGCUGGAGCAGGAGGGGCUGCGGUGCCAGCUGGUGCUGCCCUGCGCCCGGCCGCAGGAUGCAGGGGAGUUCGUCUGUGACACCGGGGAUGCGUCUGUCUCCUACCAUGUCUUGGUGGCAGAGUCACCAGUGAAGAUCCUGGACCCCCCGCAGCGCUCGGUGGAGCUGUUGGUGCAGGCACCAGGGCGUGUGGAGCUGCGGUGUAAGCUCUCCGUGCCGGAUGCUCCCGUGCGCUGGUUCAAGGAUGGGUUGGAGGUGGAUGAGACUGACAACUUGGUGCUGCUGGCAGAGGGGGCCUGGCGCUGCCUUUUCAUCCCCAGGAGCAGUGCGGAGGACAUGGGCGAGUACAUCUGCGAGAGCAAGGAUGAAGCUGUCUCCUUCGAUGUCAAGGUGUCAGAGCCGCCGGUGAAGAUCCUGCAGCCCCACAGACCUCUCCCUGUUGUGACCGUGUCCCCGGGGGAGACUGUGACGCUGAGCUGUGAGCUGUCCCGCGCGGAUGCGCCUGUGCACUGGACCAAGGAGGGCAUCAGGCUGGAGGCUGGGGGCACCCUGGUCCUGGAGGAGGAGGGUGCCCACCGCCGCCUGCUCAUCCCCGCAGCCCAAGCCGAGCACUCUGGAAAGUAUGUCUGCACUGCUGCCGAUGAUACAGUGACCUUCACUGUCCAAGUGUCAGACCCACUGGUCAGGAUCCUGGAGAAGGACAUCCUGCCGACCCACUGGCAUUGCCGGGCCAUGGAGGACAUGGUGCUGGAGGUGCACCUCUCAUAUGCCCAUGGGGAGGUGAAGUGGUACAAGGAUGGGGAGAAGCUGCAGGACACGGGGUGUGUGCGGCUGGAGGAGGACGGGGCACGCCGUUCCCUUGUCAUCCUGGGUGCCACAGGCAGGGAUGCAGGGGAGUAUCUCUGUGACACCGGCGAUGACAGCAUCGUCUUCUUUGUCACUGUGGAAGUCCCAGAGCCACCAGUGACCAUCGUGAGCAGCACGGGUGCCACAGAGCAUUACUGCCUGGUGGCUGGAGAAGACCUGGUGCUGGCUUGUGAGCUCUCCCGGCCCGAUGCCACCGUGCGCUGGCUCCGGAAUGGCCAGGAGGUGCAGCUGGGUGAGCGGGUGCAGGCUGAGGCUCAUGGGGUGCUGCGGCAGCUCACCAUCUGUGGGGUGCAGCCUGGUGACUCAGGGUGCUACAUCUGCGACGCCGCCAGCGACCGUGCAGUGAUGAGCGUGGAGGUGUCGGCCCGCCCCGUGCACAUCGUCAACAAGGAGGAGGCGCAGAGCCCACUGGAGGUGCUGGAGGGGGACAGCGUGACACUGGUGGCCCGGCUGUUCCCGGAGACGGCAGCGGUGCAGUGGCAGAAGGACGGACAGACUCUGCGCUCCGGUGGGCGGCUGCUGGUGUGCAGCGAGGGCCCUGCGCGCAGCCUCACCAUCAAGCAAGCAGAGCUGAGCGACAGCGGCGUCUUCCUCUGCGAUGCCGGUGAAGACGAGGUGCAUUUCACACUGCAUGUGAAAGAGGCGCCUGUGCUGUUCGUGAACAAACGUGAGGAGCGGGAGAAGCUGCUGGUGCUGGAGGGUGGCAGCGUCGUGCUCUCCACCAUCACCUCAACGGAGCGAGCAGAUGUCACCUGGCUGGGCCCGCGGCAGGCCGUGGUGGCUGACGAGCGCUGCGAGCUGCGGCGGGACGGCCGCGUGCACAGCCUCGUCCUCCACAACGUGGCCAAGGAGGACGCCGGCGUCUACACCUGCCUGUCACCCCACGACCAGAUGCAGUUCGACGUGAGCGUCCGAGAGCUGCGGGUGAAGUUCCUGCGUGGGCUGUCGGACGUGCGUGCACGGCAGGGUGAGCGGGCAGUGCUGUGGUGCGAGCUCUGCAAGGCGCGGGGCGACGUGGUGUGGCGGAAGGAUGGGCGGGAGCUGGCACCCAGCCCCCGCUGGCAGAUGAUGGCAGAAGGGCGAGAGCGCUCGCUGGUGCUGAGCUGCGUGGAGCCUGAGGAUGCUGGCGAGUACUGCUGUGAGUCCAACGACGACCAGACGCUGGCAACGCUGACAGUGCAGGUCCCCAGGGUGGUGGAGAUCAUCACAGAGCUGCAGAGCCUGACAGUGCUAGAGGGGGAGGACGCCACCUUCAAGUGCCUGGUGUCCCCUGAGGAUGUGGCUGUGACCUGGCAGCUGAAUGGCCAGCCAGUGGCCACCAACGAGCGGCUGCUGGUGACACGGAGUGGGUUGUGCCACAGCCUCACUCUCCAGCAGUGCCAGCUGGGUGAUGCGGGCACUGUGACAGCCAACGCUGAGGGGCUGGUGAGCACGGCCCGGCUGAGUGUGCAAGAGGCACAGGUGCUCUUCGUGCGGAAGCUGCAGGACGUGGUGGCGGAGGAGCAGGGGGAAGCAUGUCUGGAGGUGGAGGUGAGCCACGAGGCCGCUGAGGUGCAGUGGCUGAAGCAGGGCGUCCUCCUCCAGUCGGGCAGCAAGUACCAGCUGCAAGAGUUGGGGUGCCGGCGCACCCUCACCAUCCGCUGCCUUGGCCCUGCCGAUCGUGGCACUUACCGCUGCGAGAGCCUGCACGACCGCACGCAGGCCAAGCUCUGCGUGGAGCCCCGGAAGGUGUCGAUCCGGACGCCACUGGCAGACAUAGAGACCUUUGAGAAGGAGACAGCCACCUUCCACCUGGAGCUGUCUCACCCUGGCGUGCAUGGGGUGUGGACACGGGAUGGCAUCCGGGUGAAGCCCAGCAGCACACGCCGGAUCACCGCUGAGGGCUGCGGGCACAGCCUGACACUGGAGGGGCUGGUACUGGAGGACUCUGGCACUGUCACCUUCACCACUGACACCCUGCGCUGCAGCGCCUGCCUGCUUGUGCGAGAGCCUCCAGUCACUAUGGUGAGGGUCCCACGGGACCUGGGGGUCCCAGAGACAGGGGUCGCCAGCUUUGAGUGUGAGCUGUCUCGCCCCAGCGCGGAGGUGAAGUGGUUCAAGGACGGGCAGGAGCUGCGGCCAGGGCCCAACUGCCGCAUCUACUCAGCGGGUCGGCGCCGCGUCCUGCAGCUGAGCCGCUGCGAGCUGGCUGACGCCGGCACCUACACCUGCGACGCGGGUGACUGCCAGUCGUCCGCCAUGCUGCAUGUGCAAGAGCGCCAGGUCUGCAUCGUGCAGGAACUACAGGAUGCCCAGGUGCGGGAGGGUGACAAUGCCGUCUUCACCUGCGAGAUGUCACAUGGGGACGUGAAGGGCGAGUGGUUCCGAGACGGGGAGAAAAUCAAGGUCUCCAGCACGGUGAAGAUACGGCAAGAAGGGACUCGGCACUUCCUGCUGCUGUGCAGUGUCUGCCUGGAGGACAAGGGACUCAUCCGCUUUGUGGCAGGGACAGCUGCCUCGGAGGCCAGCCUGCAGGUGGAAGCGCUGCCCAUCCGGAUUGUGAAGCCGCUGCGAGACAAGACGGUGCUGGCACGGCACAAGGCGACGCUGGAGUGCACCGUGUCCAACGCCCGGGGCCGGGUGCGCUGGCUCCGCGGAGACACCGAGAUCUUUGCCAGUGGCAAGUAUGAGAUCUGUGCUAUGGACUGCUACCGCACACUCAUCAUCCACUGCGUGGGCCCCGAGGACGAGGACUCAUACACCUGUGAUGCCUUCGAUGACCGCACCACCGCCCGGCUCCUUGUGGAGGGUGAGGGUCCGAAUACUGGGGUGGAGGGAGCAGGCUGGAUGUGGGACCAGGGGUCUGUGCCCCCCUUGUCUGGGACACCCCUUCUGGGCGCCCCACCAGCUCCAGGGGUGCUGCAGCUCUCCCUGACUCCUAUUGUCCCCGCAGGGAGCUAGAAGCCAGCAUGCUGCACAGACACAGAUGAAUGCUGCUGCUGGGAGAUGGGUCACACUUCCCCCAGGAUGUACAGAUACAGGGACACCACCCCCAGUCUGCUCCAGCCGCAGGGCUCUGCAUUAAACAGUAUUUUUUCCCAACAUGGCUUCUUUCACCCCAGCAAGCCAAGCUCCAGUUAGAAGA
This is a messenger RNA of Falco peregrinus (peregrine falcon), 7391 nucleotides long. RefSeq names its product obscurin like cytoskeletal adaptor 1 (gene OBSL1). The record is from RefSeq and is a predicted model, not a curated record. The coding region runs from base 230 to 7207 and encodes 2325 amino acids. The transcript is spliced from 24 exons. Lineage: Eukaryota; Metazoa; Chordata; Aves; Falconiformes; Falconidae. Gene Ontology annotation, molecular function: protein binding.